Salvia miltiorrhiza (redroot sage) is the source of this 963-nucleotide messenger RNA. RefSeq names its product alpha-1,3-arabinosyltransferase XAT2-like. Bases 1 to 963 code for a protein of 320 amino acids. NCBI's taxonomy places the organism in Eukaryota, Viridiplantae, Streptophyta, Magnoliopsida, Lamiales, Lamiaceae. The transcript has a single exon. The record is from RefSeq and is a predicted model, not a curated record. Gene Ontology annotation, molecular function: glycosyltransferase activity.
AUGAGAAAGGUCAGAAACCUCAAAAUAACUAAUCAAAACCCUAACACCACCCCACCUUGCAGCCGAAGAUUCACCGCCCCGGCCGUCGUCUUCUCUGCCAAAGGCUACACCGGAAACCCCUUCCACGACUUCACCGACGUGCUCAUCCCACUCUACCUCACCUCUCAACCAUUCAACACCACAGUAAUCUUCCUCGUCACCAACAUCAACUCAUGGUGGAUUUCCAAGUACAAACCAAUCCUAAACAUGCUCUCCAAAUACGACCUCAUCGACCUAGACAACCAAGACGACGUACUAUGUUUUCCAAGAAUCAUCGUCGGGCUCAAAUCCCACAAAGAGUUGGGCAUAGAUCAAUCGAUGCCUCCAAAUUAUUCAACUGCCGACUUCACCAAAUUCCUCAGAAAAACGUACUCGUUAGAGAGAGGACGCCUCGUCGGAGGUUGCAAGGACAAGAGGCGGCGCCCUCGCCUGCUCAUCGUCUCGAGACAGAAGACACGGCGCCUGAGGAACGAAUACGAGGUGGCUGAGUUGGCACGGAGUGUUGGAUUCGAUGUGAGAGUGAGGGAAAUGGGGUGGCACGUUUCGUUGGUGGCGAAGUUUGUAAAUAGCUUCGACGUGAUGGUGGGCGUGCAUGGUGCAGGGAUAACCAACAUGGUUUUUCUUCCAGAAAAUGCAGUUGUGAUACAGAUUGUGCCGAUUGGAUUGGAGGGUCCGUCGAGGACUUACUUCGAAAUUCCAUCCAAAGAUAUGAAGUUGAGGCAUUUGGAGUAUAAGGUGGAAGUGAGGGAGAGUUCAUUGGUUGAGAAAUAUGGGAUUGGAAAUCAGGUGUUCAAUCGUCAAGCUUUGUAUAACAAGGGUUGGAAUGAAUUUCGUUCUGUUUAUUUGGAUAACCAAGAUGUGAGUAUUGAUUUAUUUAGGUUUAAGAGAGCUUUAUUGGAAGCUAUGGACCUUGUUUGUAGCUAG